Molecule: messenger RNA, 3704 nt
Organism: Vidua chalybeata
Lineage: Eukaryota; Metazoa; Chordata; Aves; Passeriformes; Viduidae
Gene: ST8SIA3
Product: ST8 alpha-N-acetyl-neuraminide alpha-2,8-sialyltransferase 3
Exons: 5
Coding region: 110-1096 (328 amino acids)
Biological process (GO): oligosaccharide metabolic process; N-glycan processing
Molecular function (GO): alpha-N-acetylneuraminate alpha-2,8-sialyltransferase activity
Source: RefSeq, a predicted model, not a curated record
CCAUUUUCCUGCGAGCGCGGCGGAGCCGGCCCGGCCCCGGCCCCGCCGCCGCCCCCAAUGUAGCGGCGCGGCCGCCCCGCACCCGCCCAGCCGCGGGGCCGCCUCCGGCAUGCGGAGCUGCAAGAUGGUGCGGGUGGCCAGCGUGCUGGGGCUCGUCAUGCUCAGCGUGGCGCUGCUCAUCCUGUCCCUCAUCAGCUACGUCUCGCUCAAGAAGGACAACAUCUUCGGGGCGCCCCGCGCCGCCGGCGCCGCCGGACCCCGCAUGUACAUGUUCCACGCGGGAUUCCGGUCUCAGUUUGCACUGAAGUUCCUGGACCCCUCGUUCAUCCCCAUCACCAACUCCCUGGGCCAAGAGCUGCAGGACAAGCCCUCCAAGUGGGUCUUCAACCGGAGCGCCUUUGCCCACCAGAGGCAAGAAAUCCUUCAGCAUGUUGACGUCAUCAAAAACUUUUCUCUGACCAAGAGCAGCGUUCGGAUCGGGCAGCUGAUGCACUAUGAUUAUUCCAGCCAUAAGUAUGUUUUCUCCAUCAGCAAUAACUUCAAGUCUCUGCUUCCUGACGUGUCUCCCAUCCAGAACAAGCACUACAAUAUCUGCGCCGUGGUCGGCAACAGCGGGAUCCUGACCGGGAGCCAGUGUGGGCAGGAAAUUGAUAAAUCGGAUUUUGUCUUUCGGUGCAAUUUUGCUCCAACCGAGGCUUUCCAGAAAGAUGUUGGAAGGAAAACCAACCUUACCACCUUCAACCCCAGCAUCCUGGAGAAGUAUUACAACAACCUUUUGACCAUUCAGGAUCGCAACAACUUCUUUUUAAGUUUGAAAAAGCUCGAUGGGGCCAUUCUUUGGAUCCCUGCCUUUUUCUUCCACACAUCAGCAACAGUCACGAGAACACUGGUUGACUUCUUUGUGGAGCACAGAGGGCAGCUAAAGGUCCAGCUGGCUUGGCCAGGAAAUAUCAUGCAGCACGUUAACAGGUACUGGAGGAACAAGCACCUGUCCCCGAAGCGGCUGAGCACAGCUGGGCGUUGCCGUGGCCGAUGGAGGAAGCCACUCGGAAUUGCAGCGCAUCGUCACACGCAAGUUCCUCAGUGUGGAUCCUGAUUUCCACCGCUUGGGUAUUUUCGUAUUUACUGAAUUUUACAUUUUUUAAAGAAUAACAAGAAGAAGGUCACAAAGUGGCUCAUACCUUAGCUAGGUGUUUCUAUCACUCUUGGAAUACUUCAGUGUUUUAAUUCCUUUCGGGACAGAUCCUAGUCCAGACUAGACAGACGGAGGCAUGCUCAUUCCCAUCCAUCUGAUACUAUUCUGUCAUUUGAUUUUAAAGUUGAACCACCACAAUACAUGGAAUUAGGCUUCUCUGUAGACAUAUUUGGUGAGAAAAGCCCCAAACCCCAUCCCUCUGCUUGGGCAGGAUGGGCAAAAAUGGAAGCCAGGUGCUGGGAUUUUUAAAACCAGUUUUUGCAGGGAAGUGAGCAGAGCUGGAGUGCAGGAAAGAGGAAAUGCCAUGACCAAAUUUCCCCAUUUAUGUCUCUAACUCACCAGUCAGACGGCUGGAGUAGUGUCCCCAUUUUCCCGUCACCAACAGCACUCCAAGGCAGACAGGGCAGAUGCUUCCUUGGCACCACAGGAAGUCCAACUGUUUGGGGACAGGACAAACAAUAGGGUCACUUACAGUUGGGAAGUGUUGGCCAUUAUCUCUCAGGAUUAAGGAACCUGGGAAAUUACUGGGUUUCUUAUGAGUAUGCUGGCAAGUAUUUAACCAUUUUCUACUGUUCUGAGUGAGAACUGACCCAACAAUGAAAGAAGAUGCAAAAUCCAGUAUUUAAAAUGGCACAGGUAAUUUUUCUUAGCUUCUUUACCUACGAUCAGACAUAGGAGAUGAGGAAGGAGAUCUCCUGCACAACACCCAAGCUGAGCAGCCCAGGCAUGUCCUGGUGCCCACUGUGGCACCGCAGCUCCAUUGGCCCCCCAGCCAGGAUGGUUCUCCCCCACGCCCCUGGGUGGAGAAGGAGCUGGUGGCUUUCUCCUUCAUUUGAAUUAUCCCACAUUUCCCAGCUUUGCUUUUCCAAAGGCUGUUUAGGGCUGUGGUGGGGCUUGGAUCACCCCCCUGCUGCCCCAUGUCCAGAACUGCCCCAGCCACUGUUCCUGGGGCCCUGGCCAGUCCUGCGCUCCUCACACUUGCUCAGCAGGGUCCAGCUCGAGUGCCUGUGCUCACGGAGUCACAGUGGUGCAGGGUGAUGUCCCAGUGCCGUGCCCCCAGGCGAGGACUGAGUGCCCCCAGUGCCAGCAAGGGCUGUGGGAUCACAGCCUCUCUGGGAGCUGUGGGGCUGGCAGCAGCUGGGCAGCACCAGUCCCAACAAAGCCUCCAGGGACCCUUCUCCACGUGCUGGAGCACACAGACUGUUUAGGCUCAGACUAGAAAUUGCACAGGGAAAGAAGAGCUCUGCACUGGUCGUUAAUGAAGUGCAGGAAUUAAUAAUUUCUGAUAUUGUUUCCUAUGGAGCUGUACAGCAGCUGUGCUGGUCACUGGGGUCCGUGGUAAAGCAGUGCCCAGCAACGCUAAUCCUAAUGGCAAAGAGCCCACCGGGGCAGAAGGGUCACCCCGAACCCUGAGUGACCCUUCUUGGCUUGUCUGAAUGCCAGAUAUUUUUAUCAAGAGACCUUUUACGAAUUUCCUGUGGGGACCCAUCAUUUCUCACCAGCACAUUAAAGAAAUGAGAACUAUUAUCAUUAUAUUGGCAUGAAAGCAGGGAGCAGUGUGCUCCAUACAGUUUCCGGAACCUCCCAUGGUCCUGGAGAGGGGUACAACCCCCUGCCAGCCCUGGGCACAGCCCUGGCAUCACCCCCAGAACUUUCCAAAAGCACAAAGAGGCACCAAAUGCAGAGAAGGAAGCACAAAACUGACUGCAAAUAUUUGGAAAUGGGAAUACAGAAAAAUUAUUGACAGAGCGCCAUAUUACAUCAUUGAUUUUUAAAGCAAAACUCCCCAUCGAUGCUCCAGACCCACAUUGAACAUUUCAGAAUCAUUGAUUUUAAUGGGAGUUCUGCCCCGUGAUCGAUGGCACAGCACAGCCCAAAGUAAAUUGCUUCUUAGUAUCAAUAUUCUUUUGCCCAAGCUCAUGCAAGGUGGAAAACCAUCUCAAAGUGCACAGCUUUUGUUUGGCCAGGUGGGGUCUGAGGGAGAGGUGAGGAUGGCAGGGGAUGGAGAAGACAGCGGCUCAGGAGGAGAGGCUCUUUGGGGCUGCCUCUCUCCAGCAGAAAUGCCUUUGCAUUAAUAAGCAAGUAUCUUUAUUAUUUAUUUAAUUGUUAUUUACAAGGUGCGGGGGGCUGCCCUCCCCUCUCCAGCCCCUUUGCCAACAGGAUGGGUGCCAAGGUGCUGGGGGUGUACAUAGGAUUGGGAAUACAUGUGUCAUCUCUUCUUUUAUACAUCUUGGGUCUCUAUUUUUGUUGCUUGCGUCUCCUCGGUGAACGGUAGCAAGGCAUGUGAAAACAGGCAUUUGGCUACCAGGUUUAAUUGUAAGACUAAGCCAAAAAGCAAGAGUUUGUGAAACAGAACUAACUGUGAAUGGAGGCUGCAAAAACAGGGCAAAUAGGAAAAAGCAGGUUUUCUGUAAAUGAAUGUGUCUUUAUUUCAAUGGCUCUACAGUUCAAUGCCUGAUGGAGUUGUUUUAGAUAAAAAAAAAAAUAAAAAAAAUAAAAAAAGAAAAAA